This is a messenger RNA of Gossypium raimondii (Peruvian cotton), 1627 nucleotides long. RefSeq names its product ankyrin repeat-containing protein BDA1. The coding region runs from base 116 to 1627 and encodes 503 amino acids. Lineage: Eukaryota; Viridiplantae; Streptophyta; Magnoliopsida; Malvales; Malvaceae. The transcript is spliced from 4 exons. Gene Ontology annotation, molecular function: protein binding. The record is from RefSeq and is a predicted model, not a curated record.
UUUCUAUUUCCAUGUUGUCUUCUAGUUCUUUCUUCUUUGUGUUUUGUUGCAAAUUUCCUUAGUUUUCAGUAAUCUGAAAAUUCACUGCAUAAUUUAUUACCCCAAAAGAAAAGCUAUGGAUGAGAGGAUGAUGGAGGCUGCCCAAACAGGAGAUAUUAACCUCUUGUAUGAGUUGAUUCUGAAUGAUCCAUAUGCUUUACAGCGUAUUGAUGAUGUGCCUUUUUUUCAUACUCCAUUGCAUGUAGCUGCCUCUGCUGGGCAUAUUGAAUUUAUGAUGGAGAUGAUCAACUUGAAGCCCUCGUUUGCAAGAAAGCUAAACCAAGCUGGGUUUAGCCCCUUGCACUUGGCUCUGCAGAAUAACAGAACCCAAGGAGUGCUUCAACUCCUCAAGUUUGACAAUGGCCUUGUUCGUGUCAAAGGGAGGGAGGGUUUCACUCCUCUGCACCAUGUGAUUCAAACUGGAGAUGUUGAUCUUUUGAUAAAAUUCCUUAAGGUUUGUCCCGAGGCCAUAAAAGAUGUGACUGUUCGAAACGAGACGGUUUUCCAUCUUGCAGUAAAAAGCGACAUGUUUGAAGCUUUCCAAGUCCUGGUGGGGUGGCUUAUAAGAAGCCACCAUGUGUCUGCCCAACGUUGGGAGAAUGAACUACUGAGUUGGGCAGACAUUGAUGGCAACACUGUGCUACACAUUGCAGCUAUCACAAACAGUCCUCGGGUGGUGAAAGUAUUGCUGGGACACUUGCGUCGAGACCAAAUCAAUGCCAAAAAUUUGGAGGGAUUAACAGCUCUAGAUAUCCAAUCACAAUACCCCUGGAAUGAAAGGCAAGCGGAUAGGAUUAUAGAUAUGCUAAGCAAAGCAGGAGGUUUGAGUGCUUCCUCUCCCUCGCUUCCCAAUACCUCCUUCACUUCAAUCUACAUCAAAUCUUUAAAAGACAAGAUGUCAUGGAUUCAAAAAUGGGAAACAAGAGCAGGUCGAGGAAUGAAGCGUAUGCCACAUGAGAUGCGUAGCACAUUUCUAGUAGUGACAGUGCUAAUUAUAACAACCACUUUCGAAGCCUCUUUAAACCCUCCAAAUAAGCCUGAUGACAGCUCAUCCAUGAAAUACCAAGUCUCUUUAAGUCAAGAUCAGCCGCCUCUCAAUUCCCACACAUUUUGGCACAAAACCGACUUCAAUACUGCACCCAUACCCAGUCCCUCCGCAGUGGACGUUUCGAAAAAAGAUGCUGGGACAUCUGAAUACUCCUUGUUUUGGUUUUACAACACUUUGACCUUCUGGGCAGCACUGUUUUUAACAGCAAUUCUCCUACCAUCUCAUUUAUUCUCUUCGUUGAUUCUCCUAAUACUUCUCUCCUUUGGGUUCACUUUCAUAAAUUUAUUUAAAGUUUCCUCAUGGUCAUGGGAACAUUCAUAUGAGUUUUCCAAAAAAAGCGCACACAUUUUAUUUAACGUAACCUCCAUUUUUAAUAAUGUCUUCUUAUUCAUCCUAUUAUUCCUUAUACCAAGCCAGUUACUCUUUGAUUUUGCCACGCUGUUAAUGUUUCAUGUUUCCAGUUUAGUGGAUCCCGUCGAAUCUAAAUGCCAAAAGCGUAAUGAAGUUUUGGGGUUUGUAUUAGUGAUGGUGAUGGAGUAG